AUGACGUGCGGGGCUCACAGAUGAGGCAACCUUUGAGUCUCUGUAUUCUGAGACCAAAGCCUGAGCCCAAAGAUGCUUACUCGGCAGCUGCAUCUCCAGACAGUGAAGUGACUGAUGCCUUCCCGGAUUCUCAUGAGAAUGACCAACUGGAUUCCAACGCUCAAUGUACUUUCGAUCUGUCAUAUAAAACUGAGCAAGACACUCCAGUGAUUCCUUCGGACCAACGUUGCAGAUCCACAAUUGGGGCAGCGAAGCCACUUUACGUUCCAGACCAAGAACAACGCGACCAUAUAUGUGUGCACUGUGGCAAAUUUUUUGCGCAAAAGGGCUAUUUACAUUUGCACAUCAACUCUCUUCACUUGAAACAACCCGGCUAUACGUGUCUGCGCUGUGGCAAAUCUUUCGUCCGGAAGCACUAUUUACAAUUGCACAUCAACUCUGUUCAUUUCAAUUUUCGUCCCUUUAAAUGUGAACAGUGUGGUGCAUUGUUUACCCAGCAUUGCGGUUUGCAAAAGCAUAUCAAAUCUGUUCAUACGGAUGAGCGCACCCAUUCUUGUGAGCUCUGCGACAAAUCCUUUUCUGGGAAGGGUAAUUUACAAGCUCACGUCAAAGCUGUACAUUUAGCACAGCGCCCCUUUAUUUGUGAACAAUGUGGUAAAUCGUUUUCUCAGAAGUCUCAUAUGCGAACACAUCUCAAAUCCGUUCAUCUGAAACUUCGCCCCUUUACCUGUGAACACUGUGGUGCGUCGUUUCCUCUGAAUGGCAUUUUACAAAAGCACAUCAGAUCUGCUCACACGAAUGAGCGCCCCCAUGCAUGUGAGCUCUGCGACAAAUCCUUUGCUCAGAAGGGUACUUUACACAACCACGUCAACUCAGUUCAUCUUGCACAGCGCCCCUAUACUUGUGAACAGUGUGGUAAAUCGUUUUCUCGGAUCUGUUAUAUGCGAACGCAUCACCAGUCCGUUCAUCUGAAACAACGCCCCUUUAAAUGUGAACAGUGUGGUGCAUCGUUUACUCGGAGUCACAUUCUGCGCAGGCAUAUCAAAUGCGUUCACUCGGCUAUACAACUUCAAACCAUAACACAUUUGCACAAAGGCAACUGACUCAGGCGAAGCUGCGACAAUUCUCUUUAUGUGGCAAUGGUUUGCAAUAUAUGAAGUGUCCUUGAAUGUUUUUCUUCGGUACUUCGGUCUCCCAGUGGGAUUGGAUAUAAGCGGUACUGUGACACUUACGUGCAAAUCACUAUUUUCGGACACAUCAGCAGACCUAGAUUACUUGACCCAGUGCAUUUACAUGCCUGCAAUCCUUCGCCGUGGAACACACCGUCACUUUGCAGGGGGCUUGCACACCGCAACUUUUGACGCAUUUGUAUCUGUGUGACUUUACAUUGUGCUUCUAAUUAAACCCAUUUGACCUG
Molecule: messenger RNA, 1417 nt
Organism: Dicrocoelium dendriticum
Lineage: Eukaryota; Metazoa; Platyhelminthes; Trematoda; Plagiorchiida; Dicrocoeliidae
Source: the annotation of a GenBank genome assembly